Molecule: messenger RNA, 2659 nt
Organism: Callorhinchus milii (elephant shark)
Lineage: Eukaryota; Metazoa; Chordata; Chondrichthyes; Chimaeriformes; Callorhinchidae
Gene: tmem44
Product: transmembrane protein 44
Exons: 11
Coding region: 194-1753 (519 amino acids)
Source: RefSeq, a predicted model, not a curated record
CUCUUUCCUUUCCUUCUGGUGAAAUGGCUUGAGAUUUUUUUUUGGAGAGAGGCUGGUGUUUUAAACUCGGGGCAAUGCGGUCGGUUUGAAAUGGUCAGAUGUCAGGCGAGCAGGAAAGGCAAAGGAGAGGUUAAAGCACCGUUUGCAGUUGGAUUGUCGCACAGCGUGAAAUCAGCAUCGUGUUUUUUUUGCCAUGAGGUUGUUUGGCUACAACAGCGUCCAAGCAGGAGACAACCUGAGCCAGGAUGCUGCUACCUCAACCCUAUGGAACUGGAAUUACUGGAUCAAUUGCUUCACCCAAGAUAAAGUCUGUGUGUCCUUCACACUCUGGGUUUUAUCCUUGCUGUUUUUGGGCAUCUCUCACAGCAUAAUAUUUUAUUUGCAAUGCCAGCGAAGGCUUAGAAGAGAAGACUAUGUGUCUUGUGCCAUUUAUGCUUUCCUGGGGAAUGUGUGCAGUACGUUUGGGGCACUUCUAGCAAAACAACUGAACAUUCAGGUUUUUACAGGGGCGUACAUGGCAGCUGUGGACAUUUUUCGUUUUCUAUUAAUCCUCUUCCCCAUGUGCGGUUCAAGAUCCAGAUCAAAACCAGGGAAACCUCUGCGACAGCGAAAGAAAAGGAGAAGACGCACUUUGUUCGUUGCUUCGCUGCCUUUUAUUCUAGGCUUGAACUAUUACUGCUGGGCUGCUCCUGUGCCGGCUGAUGUUAGCGGGCUAAGAAGGAGGCUACUCACCACAAUACUUCAGGACAACACGGAAAUUAUUGGCUAUGCGCUGGGAGUGACUGCUGUUGCCAUUUGUUGGACGUCAAAGGUAUCUCAGAUAUUGUGGGCGUGCAAAGGAAAUGUGGAUUCCAGUCUCUGGAAAUGGGUGUGGAUCUUUUCAAUCCUGGGCAACGUUGUGUAUUCCGCAGCCAUUCUGUGUCAUGACAAGCACCUCGAUUUUAUCCUGCAAGCUCUGCCCUGGCUACUGGCCUCACUUGGUGCUGCAUCUAUGGACAUUACUUCGUUGUUUUUAUCAUGUCUGAUGAAAAAUAAAAGAGCCCGUCAGCAGUGGGGUGUGGAGGUUGUUAUGGAAUCUGAUACCAUCUCUCUGCUGGAAUCUCCUGGACAAGAUGAACAAGACCUAUUGGAAGAAGAGUUGAUGCCCAUGGGAUCCCAGAAUUCGGACUGGAUGCCACUCAAUAUCCCUCAAAACAACAGAUACUUGCGCAAAAUGGCAGAAAUAAGCCACUAUAUGGAUAUGAGUAUGAGUAUUGAACCAGUACAAGAGACUGAAUUUGGUGUUAAACGGUCACCUGGAGAUGGACAAAUCAGCACAGAAAGGGAGAGAAAAGGGGAUCAUGCGCUGUUUGCCCAAGAUCCCCCAACAUAUCCUCCGAAGCAAAUCAUCCAUGCGAAUGUGUCCUCGUGUAGCUCCUCGGAUGUAACAUCAAUUAACUCUGAACUGGAGCAAAAGUAUUUGGAAGCCCUUAACGCAGAACAGUGGGACUUUGAAGAUUUGCCUCAAGACUGGAAAGUGACAAGCAGGCAACAAGAAAAUAUCAUCGCCCGUAGCCCAGGCCGUCUGACUAUGUCACAGGUCACAGUUCAGCCUCCGGGCAGUUCAGUAUUCAGUAUGUACCCCUUGUCUGUUAUCUCUCCACCACCAGCAACUGACCUCUGGUUCUGCCAUGCUGACACCACGAUGAGCGAAGAGAAAGCCUCGGCAAUAUUGGCUGAAUAUGAAGAAGAGGUUAAAAGAAGUGGAAGAUGACGGGGGUUGGGGGGUGUGUUGGGAUGGGGUGGGAACAAACAUGAAUAUGGCAGUUUUUUUUAAAGACAAAUGUGAUGACUUGUGAAAAAUGUUUGCGUUAUUUAACACGAUUCAAUAAAGUACCACGUAACAAUGCAGCCAUGUGAUAUUUACUCCCAUUUAGAUUCAUUUAGAUUUUACAUUCAUUGUGAAUAAUUUCUUUUAAAGGAAGAAUCGUUUCCCGUCAGUAAUAUGUACACAGUGCAAUACUUAUUUACUUGAAAGAGCCCUCUUUGAAAUACACUUGCUUUUGACUUGCUUGGAUAUUGGGCAAUACAACUGAAAGCUGCAGUAUUCUGUGAAAUGUGUUCCUGAAUGUUUAUUUCCUUUAUAAUAUUUUAUCAAUUUUAUUCCACUUUUCUUUUGCAAUGUUAUAAAAGUUUCUUGUACUUUUAGUAAUGUGGUUGUUCGUUUGAGAUGUGACCUAUAGUAAGUGUAGUAUAGCUUGGAAAAAACAGGCAACUUUGGAUCUAAGGUUCACAAAGCUUUUCACUGUGUUGUGGACUAAUCUAUACAGAAUUAAUUGCUAUCAACAUCUCUAUUAUUGUAGCAUGUGACUCCCAGGAUAGUAGAAGACAAACAAUCUGGACCUUGGUCUUUUUUCAUCUAGCAAUUCCUAUGUUCCUAUGUUCAUGUUGCUGAACUGUUCUGAAAUCUGCUGACACUGAAUGACUUUGAAUACUGUACAGUACACUGAAUAAUCACUGCUGUUGCAUUCCAGUUAUAUCACUGGCUGUAAUUGUUCUAUUAUAAUGCUUUCUUUUGAGGGUUGUAAACAGGAUUGAUCAGAAAGAUGCAAGUCAUUUUAAUCCAUUGAAAACUACAAUGGCAAUUCUGUGUUAAAUAAUAAAGGGAUAUAACGUUUAA